This is a messenger RNA of Filobasidium floriforme, 1572 nucleotides long. Its product is annotated as putative family II 2-keto-3-deoxy-D-arabino-heptulosonate aldolase. Gene Ontology annotation, biological process: aromatic amino acid biosynthetic process. Gene Ontology annotation, molecular function: 3-deoxy-7-phosphoheptulonate synthase activity. Lineage: Eukaryota; Fungi; Basidiomycota; Tremellomycetes; Filobasidiales; Filobasidiaceae. The transcript has 12 exons. The record is from RefSeq and is a predicted model, not a curated record. The coding region runs from base 1 to 1572 and encodes 523 amino acids.
AUGGCCACCCUCAACUGGACUCCGGAUUCUUGGCGAAGCAAGCCUAUCGCUCAGGAUGUCAUCUAUGACGACACCGAGCACCUUGACAAAGUUUUGAAAAAGCUCAGACAGCUCCCACCUUUGGUCACCCCGAACGAGAUUGACCGGUUGAGAACUCAGCUAGCGGAUGUAGCUCAGGGUAAAGCCUUUCUGCUUCAGGGUGGUGACUGUGCCGAGCUCUUUGAGGCUUGUUCGCAGGAUCCUAUCGAGCACAAGCUUUCUCUUAUCCUCUUGAUGUCCCUGAUCAUCCUGCAUGGAUCCCGUCUCCCCGUCAUCCGUAUCGCACGAAUCGCCGGUCAAUACGCUAAACCUCGAAGCAAGCCUACCGAAGUGGUGGAUUAUCCUACUGCAGAUGGAAAGACCGAGAAGAAGGAAGUCAUGAGCUUCAGAGGGGAUAAUGUCAACGGAUUCGACGUUACCGACAGGAAGGCCGAUCCAGAGAGGCUUCUAGGGGCCUACUUCCACUCGGCUUCUACCCUCAACUACAUUCGAGCGCUAUUGUCGUCUGGUUUCGCCGACCUGCAUCAACCUCGAAACUGGUCCUUUUCCCACGUCCAUUCGCCUCAGCUGCAAAAGGCUUUCGAGGAGGUCAUUGAUAGCUUGAUGGACAGCCUUGACUUUAUGAGAUCUGCGACCGGAGGUUCGAAUCCAGGUGGUAGCCGAGGAGGUACGGAGACUGUAGACUUUUACACGAGUCACGAAGGUCUUUCGCUGGAAUACGAAGAAGCGCUGACUCGAGGUCCCCGCACCGACGUUCGGCCCGAGUCAUCUGGGUCGCUCUCGAGGUCAAACUCGCUACUUCCCCGAAAUCGCCGAAGUUCUGCGAACGCACGAUCAGAUGCCAGCAGCUCCCCCAAAAAGUUUUACAACCUGUCCUCACAUUUCAUCUGGAUCGGAGAUCGAACGCGACAGCUCGAUGGCGCUCAUGUCGAAUACUUUAGGGGAAUCCAGAACCCGAUCGGGAUCAAGAUUGGGCCGACCAUGAAGCCAGAAGAAUUGGUUCAGCUGCUUGACGUGGUCAACCCGGACAACAUACCCGGCAAGGUCACCUUGAUCAGCAGAUACGGAGCGGACAAGAUCGAAAAGUUCCUGCCCGCUCAUAUCGAGGCUGUCAAGGCGACCAGGCACAUCGUCGUCUGGCAGUGCGAUGCGAUGCACGGAAACACGAAAUCGUCAGAAACGGAUCCUUCGUUAAAGACUCGUCAUUUUGUGGACAUCAUCCAAGAGAUAUCCACGUCGAUGCGUAUUCACAAGGAACAAGGAACAAUCCUCGGCGGUGUUCAUCUCGAACUAACCGGAGAGGUCAAUGAUGACGGCUUCAGCGUGACCGAAUGUAUCGGAGGUUCGAUGGAGUUAGAAGACAAGGAUCUGUCCUUCAACUACAGAUCACACUGCGACCCCAGGUUGAAUUAUGAGCAAUCUCUUGACGUAGCGUUCCUGGUCGCUGACAACCUCAAGGCCAAGCGAAGAGGCACGGAGCCCAAAGAUAUUCUGCUAGCAGAGCUGCGGGGACGAAGCUCGACAAGAGCUUGA